AUGGUGCCGGAGGCCGCGGCCGGCGCGGUCGGCGGCGUGGCCGGCCUCGCCGAGGCGGCCGAGGCGAAGGAGGCGGGCAACGCGGCGCUCCGGUCUGCCGACCUGCCGCUGGCGGUAGAGCGCUACGAGGAGGCUAUCGCAGCGUGCGACCGCGCCCUGGCCGCCCUGGAGGGCCAACGAAGGACGGAGCCGAAGGAGCUGGCCAACGACGACCUGGUGUAUUAUGAGCACCAGGGCAGGGAGGGGUUCGGCAUCGUGGACAUGGCCCACCCGCAUUUCGGCGACUAUGUCGUGAAAGACCUUGGGACCGCAGACAUCGUGAAGGUCAAGGCUGGCAAGUACGAGGAGGUUUCGAGAAGAUUCCGACGGAGGGAGCUCGUGGCUGUGCCCCGUGAGUUGUUCGACACCCGACUGGCUUGCCUGAACAACCUGACGCUCGUGUCCCUGAAGUUGGCCAAGUCUACCCUGAGGGACGAAGACUUCGUAGCCACCGUCAAGCGAGCGGACGAUGCGCUUGCCAUGGAUGGCCGCGCCGCCAAGGCUCUCAUGCGCAAGGGGGCCUCGCUGCUCGUCCUGAAGCAGGUGAAGGAGGCCGUGCAGGCCCUGACCCUGGCCUCGCACGUCACGCGUGGGAAGGACUCUGAGGUGGAGCGUCUCCUGGAGGCGGUGAUGGUGGCCAAGGGCAAGAGCAGGGGCAAGGGCCGGGGCAAGAGGAAGGGCGAGGACGAGGGCGACGGCUCCGGCGAGGCCGCUGGCAGGCGGAGCCCGUCGCCCUGCUCCUACUCGUCGAGCAGCGAUGCCCCGGCGGAGGCGCCCAGGCCCGCCGGGCGCGACGGCGACGCCGAGGAGGCCGACGACGACGGCGAGGAGCCGCUUAUCGAGGAGCUGCCGCGCGGCCCCGGCGGCAGCGGCGGCGAGGAGGCCCUCGCUGCAGCGGCCGCCCUGGCCCUCGCCGCCGCCGCCGCCGCGCUCUGGGGGCCCGGCCUCUGGCGGGCGCUGGCUCUCGACGGCGAGGCGCCCGAGCUCGAGGUGGAGCUCUGA
Prorocentrum cordatum is the source of this 1041-nucleotide messenger RNA. The record is from the annotation of a GenBank genome assembly. NCBI's taxonomy places the organism in Eukaryota, Dinophyceae, Prorocentrales, Prorocentraceae.